Clarias gariepinus (North African catfish) is the source of this 1800-nucleotide messenger RNA. RefSeq names its product activating transcription factor 3 (gene atf3). The transcript is spliced from 4 exons. Gene Ontology annotation, cellular component: nucleus. Bases 139 to 759 code for a protein of 206 amino acids. Gene Ontology annotation, molecular function: RNA polymerase II cis-regulatory region sequence-specific DNA binding; DNA-binding transcription factor activity, RNA polymerase II-specific. The record is from RefSeq and is a predicted model, not a curated record. Gene Ontology annotation, biological process: regulation of transcription by RNA polymerase II. NCBI's taxonomy places the organism in Eukaryota, Metazoa, Chordata, Actinopteri, Siluriformes, Clariidae.
ACCGGACCGGGGUGAUGCAACGCACCGGCCACAGCUGUAACCUCCCUCAGAGAGAAAGAGAGAAAGAGAGUAGAAAAACGAUAAGGAGAAGAAGCAGCCUGGUUAGAGUUUCAGCUCAUUCACACACAGGGUUUCAGAAUGAUGCUUCAGCAUCCUGGUCUGGGUCUGGGUCUGGGUCCUUCAGAGAUCAGUGCCACGACCCUGAUGCCUUGUCUGUCCCCACCCGGCUCUCUCACACUUGACGAUUUCACUCAUUUCAGCCCUCUCGUCAAGGAGGAGUUGCGCUAUGCCAUCCAGAACCGACGCCUGUCUGGAGGAAUGAGUACGGCUGGGACGAGCUGCUCCGGGUCCGGCUCGGAGAGAUACCCUGAGCCGCUGGGUGCGAAGAGUGAGUUCACAGCGGAGGAGCUAAAUCGCAGGAAAAGACGACGGGAAAGAAACAAAAUUGCUGCUGCGAAGUGUAGGAACAAGAAGAAGGAGAAAACGGACGGUUUACAAAAGGAGUCAGAGAAGCUGGAGUCCUUAAAUGCUGAGCUGAAGGCGCAGAUUGAGGAGCUAAAAAACCAGAAGCAGCAGCUAGUCUACAUGCUGAACCUGCACCGGCCAACCUGCAUCGUCCGCGCACACAAUGGACAAACUCCUGAAGAUGAGAGGAAUCUGUUCAUCCAACAGAUCAAAGAGACCACGCUGCAGUGUAUGAACUUUACCACGACCACAUCGACAAACCCAUCCGUACUUACCACAUGUGAACAGAUUUAAAGCACAAAGACUUUUUUUUUUUAGAAGAUGUUGCCAAGGAGUACUGAACGGACUCGCUCGAUAAAGUAGUACACUGUAACGGACUGAGGACAUGAGCAAGCAAUAUGUAUGAGCACUAACCUCAGAGGUCAUUUUGUUUUUGUUGUAUUUAAAUGUUGUUUGAAAUGCUGUAACAAUGUUGUUUUUGUACUGUAUGUGCACCAAAGCUACGUGUGACUCAAGUCACUAAUGGUAUCUAGCACUAAAAAUGAAAAAAGGUGGAUCACUGUGGCAUAAAAAAUAUGUAUGAAGCUCGAUGUAUGUCCAUAGCUUCUGCUUAGCGUCUCUAUAAUCUUCAAGCUGCUGCUACGCUCCUAUCUCAGGUCACGAAGGACAUAGUGUGGAAAUGCAGAUGGAGAAAAAGAACAAGGAAAUGGAAUGAAAGAUUGUGGACAUUACUGUUAUCUAUCAGUAGCUGCUUGAGGAUUCAAACAAACAGAAAUCGUGUCCUGUUAAACCCUCCAUGAUAAAGUUUGUUCCUUGUUCAUCUCAGAAUUGUGUUUUGAUACAACAUCUGUGUGUUAAAGUGUUCUACUGUGGGUAUUUUUGUACAACCUUCAUUUAAUCUACAUGCACAAUCUGGUCACUUUAAAAUAGCUUUUGUAUAGUUGUGGUGCAUUAUAGCCGAGUGCUCCUGCGUCAUGGUGAAACACUGAACUACCUUUGUUUAUUUUACUUUCCCUUAUAACUAGUGUUUUUUUUUUGUUGUUGUUGUUUUUAAGUUGGACAAAAGAUGCAGGCGUCAAAAGAUUGUCCUAUUUUAUUAUUGUUGUCAUUGUUAUUAUUAAUAUUAAUAUAUUUUUUUAGAUUUCCAAGUUUUGAAAUUAAGCUAUGUAUGUUUCUCUGCCACGUAGGCCAUGUCUGAUCCCUUUCAAGCUGUUCACGUGCACUUCUCACAUUAAACCUGGUUGUUGAAUGGUAUUUAAACGUCAACAUCCCGUAUUAAUUAAUGUGGGCUGUAUUUAUGUUUUGUCACAUCAUUAAAAUACCUCUGUACACAUA